AUGUGCGAGGUACAGAAGCUGUUCGACGCACUCUUCAAGACCAUGGCCAGUGCAAAGGCUAACCGACGCUGCGAAACGAUGAAGCUGGUCAACGAGUUACGCUGCUGUAGCUGCUGCCACGAAAAGCGCAUAAACAUGGCGGCAGAGUCUACAAAGAAGCCUCAGGUGCCUCAGAAAAUCGAAAAGAAAGUUCUCGUCCUCUGUGGGGCACUACUGGGAUUGAUACCCAUCGCAACGGUGUUUCUGGCACGACACUACAACCACUCGCAAACCCAUGGCAGCGGGGCCUGCGUCUCAACGCUUUUAUACACCUCUACGGACUGCGAAGUGAUCUUUUGA
This is a messenger RNA of Drosophila subobscura, 339 nucleotides long. RefSeq lists its product as uncharacterized. The record is from RefSeq and is a predicted model, not a curated record. The coding region runs from base 1 to 339 and encodes 112 amino acids. NCBI's taxonomy places the organism in Eukaryota, Metazoa, Arthropoda, Insecta, Diptera, Drosophilidae. The transcript has a single exon.